Morus notabilis is the source of this 1142-nucleotide messenger RNA. RefSeq names its product LOB domain-containing protein 25. Bases 235 to 783 code for a protein of 182 amino acids. The transcript has 2 exons. NCBI's taxonomy places the organism in Eukaryota, Viridiplantae, Streptophyta, Magnoliopsida, Rosales, Moraceae. The record is from RefSeq and is a predicted model, not a curated record.
CUCCCUUCUGUACAAAUCUGUUAUGCUGAUCAGUCAUUUCAUAAUUGUGCCAAGGUUGGUUUAUGAUAUUAUUAUAAUUAGAAGGAACAAAUUUAGGAGCUAGCUAGCUCUUGAAUUUAAGAGCUCACAAGGGAAGUACCUUAUUUUAUCCAUUUGAUCAAAGAAACCUAGAUCAUAAACAGGUGGGACUUGUAGUAGUAGUAGUCGUAGUGGUGAAGAGAGACAAUAUAUAAAAUGGCAUCAUCAAGCUCCUACAACUCCCCCUGCGCAGCCUGCAAGUUCCUGAGGAGGAAGUGCAUGCCGGGGUGCAUCUUCGCGCCGUAUUUUCCUCCGGAGGAGCCGCAGAAGUUCUCGAACGUCCACAAGAUCUUCGGCGCCAGCAACGUCACAAAGCUUCUCAACGAGCUCCCCCAACACCAGCGGGAGGACGCCGUCAACUCCCUCGCCUAUGAGGCCGAGGCGCGGGUCAGGGACCCCGUCUACGGCUGCGUCGGCGCCAUCUCCUUCCUCCAGCGCCAGGUCCAGCGGCUCCAGAAGGAGCUCGACGCCGCCAACGCCGAUCUCAUCCGCUUCGCCUGCAACGAUCUCCCCCCCGACCACCACCACAACCACCUGCCUCCGCCUCCUCCGCCGCUGACACCGAUGAAUAUCCGCCAAUCCGGAGGAGGGUUUUAUCCGCAAUCCUUCUCUCAUCAGCUUCCGGCUUAUUCUCUCCCAUGGAAUGAUCAGAAUAACAAUCCUUCUUCUGAAAAUGCUAAUGAAGGAGGAGGAGGACACAUAUGAUGAUCAUACAAAAAGGUAAUUAAUUAAUUAUUAUCAAUUAAAUCCCAUCUAGGGUUUCUCUAUAUUGGAAUAAUGUUGGUGUUAUUUGUUUGGUUAAGUUUGGUGAAGAGGGUUUUCUGUGGCCUGAGCAUCACGUGGAGGAGAAUAUAUAUCAGUACUACUCUGGAACAUUUUCAGAUCACUACUUGAAGUUGAGUCGUUGUUAAUUUCUAUUUAUGUUGAUUUUUCAGGUACUUUUGUUUUGGUGGGUAUUAGUUAUAUAUAUUAUUAUUUAUAUGCUAAAACCAAGGACAAUAUGAAUAAGGAGUCUAGAAUUGUGUUAAUUAUUUAUUAAUUAGUUGGGAUUAUAGGGACCUAAA